Molecule: messenger RNA, 7058 nt
Organism: Dinoponera quadriceps
Lineage: Eukaryota; Metazoa; Arthropoda; Insecta; Hymenoptera; Formicidae
Exons: 13
Coding region: 546-4475 (1309 amino acids)
Source: RefSeq, a predicted model, not a curated record
UGGGCGCUCGCGGUGUACGUAUCUUUUCGUAGUACGCGCGGGGUAGUGUUUUUCGCCCCCUUCUCUACCUCUCUUUCCAUCCUCUUUCCCCCUCAUCUUCCGCUUUCCCACGUCAUCCGUAGUAGUAGUCGUAUCGUUCGAGCGGGGCGACAGUGAUUUUCCGCGCGACGCUCGUACACACCCGGCGUCGCGCGACGCGUCGGGCACGUGCCCCGAGCGUCGCCGAGCGGGGCUCUCUUUCUCUCUCGCGAGGAUCGGAAAGGACGAUCCCGAAAGCGGAGCACGUCUCCUCGGGACGUCGCGCGCGCGGCUCCGUUCUCGCUCUCUUUCUCGGUGCGUUUGUUUUGACAUGUGUGUGAGCUGCCAUAUUGGAUUACCGCAUCGCCGCUGCUGCUGUUCCUGCUGUCGCAGCCGUCGUCGCUGCGGGGCCGACAGGCACCAGGUGGGAUCUCGCCAUUGAGAAAGGAGGAUCUACUCGACAGAUUAGACAUGGAACCCAUCACAACAAUUGCGCGGUACAGUUAAGAUCGGCCGGUUGAUGCCUGAUGGCGCGGGCUGGAACGCAACGCUGGAGAAAUCCUGCUCCAGAAGGUGACGAUGUGCAACGAUCGAUCGAGCUGCUGGACAAGGUGCUCUCAGAGUACGACGAGCACGACGCGGAGGGCGAAGGUGGCGGCAGCGGCAGCGGCGGUGGCGGCUGCGUCGGCGGCGGGGGUAGCGGGGGCGUCGGGGAUUGCGGCAGCAGCACGGAACCGAGUAUUGGCCUCACGCCCGACGACGAGAGUCCGUCCUUAGGACACCAAUCCGAGGACGACGGUUACAUGAGCAUGAAUGGUCGGAAGGCGAAGAUGGCACUGGUAGCAUUACGUCCGGUUCCGGACUGUCCGGAGCCGCAGGAUCCCGCGGGCGUCUCCACGCAGGAGUUCCCGCCGCCCCCGGAGGAGGCCGAACGUAUUAUCUCGACUCUCCUGCCGAUGGUUUCCCCGGGAAACUCGUCGAAGAGGAACGUCGUCGUCGGGCAGAACUCGGAGCGGCGGAACGCCGGCCGGCAGCAGCAGUGGAUGGUCGCUGUGGAGGAUAGCAUGCGGCACGGAAACGCCGUUACCACGCAGACCACCCUCCCUAUCCCUUCCCCCGUGAGAGGAUGCGACCACCUCGUGGUGACCGCGGCCGAUGUAUUUCCGCAGCCGAAGACCCGGCACCAGCGGCCGUACGGCUGGGAGAACGGCACGGUGGAGUCGCUGCGACUGGCCCAGCCGCCGAGUCCGCCCAGCAAGUUCGCCAGUCUGCCGUACGACGGCAAGGUGUCCUUCAACUGGAUCCCGCCGCGGACGAAUCCGAGCGCGGUGGAGAAGCACCGCGAGGUGCGCCGCCGUUCCUCGGAGGAGUGCCUGGAGGACCGGCAUCAGAGCCCGGAGUGCGCGUCUCACCUGAUGAUGAGGAAGCAGCAGCGGCAGCCGCAGAAUCACGAGAUCAUGAAGUCGAGCAGCGUGGAGGACCGGCUGCUGAUGAACAGGCCGGAGAACAGAGAGUCGUCGUCGUCGUCGGCGCAGCGGCGGCGCAACGACUCCGACUCGAGCGAGGGCAGGUUCUCGAGGAACUCCGAAUCCGAGAGGUCCUCCAUACCGCGCUCGAGCUCGGUCAGCGUCGAGCGCUUCUCCAUGCGCGCCAACUGCGACUCGUCGGACUUUUCGCGCGCCAACUCGACGUCGAACGAGCGCUUCCACUCGUCGGACUUCUCGAUAGCGGUCGCGAGCGCGAGCUCGAACGACCACGUCUCGGUGCCGAGCUCCGAUCCGUUCUCCAUCCGCAACCUCGACUUCGUCUCCUUCUCGUUGCCGCGCGCCGACUCCAGCGAGCGUUUCUCCGCGCCCACGUCCGACCGUUGCUCCGAGGGACGUUACUCCGACCUCUUCUCCACGAGGAACUCGGACCUGUCCGCGCGCAACUCCGCCGACUUCAGGACGCAGUCCGACGAGGAGCGCUUCUCCGACGACUCCCUGGAGGAGCUGUUGCCGCCGCCGCCGCCCAUCAGCAAGAGGCACUCCAUCGCGUGGGAGGUGUCCCUUGAGGAUGAUCCACUGUACGCGCCCGGCAGCACGAAGGUCGUCGGCAGGAGACGGCGGAAGAGCAGCGACGUGUCGAGCGUCGGGUCCGCGUCGAAGCUACGCGACUUCGACGACUGGCAAGACCCGCGGCUGUCGACCACCGACGACGACCUGGUCUCUCCGUACUCGGACUCGUCGACGAACGAACUCGACCAGAUCCGGCCGCAGGACUUGACGAAGAACGGCACUUACGUGAUACGCCGGGGCCGCAAGAAGGAGCGCAAGGUACUGCCGAAGACCCCGACCAAGACGAAGAGCCUGUCCUUCGAGAACGGCGAGGAGAGCCGGCUGUCGGACGUAAAGCGGUACUCGAGCACUUUCGAUAACAUCAAAAGCCUGCUGAAGGAGGGCAAGCUGGAGGGCCUGGACGAGCCGCCGGCGGAGUUCACGGUGCCGGUGCCGCCGCCCGACCUCAUCAGGGUGGUGUCGAUGCCGGCGAUCAACAACGAGGCCGGCAGCCGGGCUCAGCUGGAGAUCACCGUCGAAGAGGAGGAGUCGUCCGAUAUGUCCGAGAAGGACAAAGAGCGCAACAACGUGGAGCUACCUCGGCUGCCGUCGCCGAUCGAGGACGAGGACCGGACGGAUCGUCCUCGCGUGGGGGACCAGUCGAGAGACUGCAACGGCGCGCCGCUGCCGUUCUCGAUGGAGCCGGGCAAGUCGUGCGCGCCGGAAUCGAGAAAGGGCAGCGAGCAGCGGCUGGUCUCCAAGAUCCCGGUGAACCUGCUGAUCGAGGACCAGAUCGUGAAGAAGGCGCUCAAGGAGAAUCGCCGGCAGCUGGAGAAGGUCAGCGACGCGAUCAAGGAGAUCGAGAACGUGAGGAACAGCGAGUCGUACUGCAGCGAGAGCAAGCGCUGGCGGAACGGCGACGUCAAGCAGAACAGCUCGAAGCGCAACAGCUUCGAGAGCAACGAGCCGGAGCGGAAGCCGGCGGACGGCAGUCCGUACGACAGCAGGAGCUGCCGGAAGCAGCAGCACGGCUCCGACUCCUCCGAGGCCUCCAAGACCAGCUCGGACGCGGACUUCGCCGAGCGGAGGAAACCGAACGGCGGCACCGACGUCGUCUACUCGUCCGGCAGGCGGUUGCGCCAGAACGGCAUCGAGAACCACAAGAACGACCAGAAGCAAAUCGAGAACGUGAUCGACGCCAUCCUGGAGGACUCGAAGAACCCGGAAUUCCAGGUGAGCGUUGAGGUGAUGGAGUUCCCGCCGUUGCCGCCUUCGCCCGUCGAAGAGGCCGAUGAGGAGAGCUCGGACAUCGGUCAGAGCUCGGUGAUGCCGCCCAAGUCUAAGAGCCACGGCGGCAGCAACAGGACCGUCGAGUACAGGCCGAGGGUGCCGCCUCAUCGCACCCCGGUCGGCGACUCGAAGGAACAGGCUUCCUUGAAUACCAGGUCCAUGGACGCCGGCUUUGCUAGGGGGAGACGCGCGCCGGCCGCCAAUAACUCCAGGCGAGAGGUACCCGUUGAGCGAAGGACUCUGCCCACCGACCUGCCGGGACCAUCCCGUCGCCGGCCGUUCACCAAGAGGCAUUCGCCUUCGGCAGAGGCGUGCUCGUCGUCCGGCGGCAGCGGCAGUGGCGGCGGCGGUGGAACCGGCAGCGGCAGCGUCACCACCGGCACCGCAUCCGGGAUGCAGACGUCGUGCUCAUUGCCGGAGACCCCGGUGUUCGCCAGGGGCAGUGACAUCCCCCGAACGCCGCAACACGCCGGCAACCCCACGCAGUCGAGGCGGCAACCACCCGGCUGGUACGCACCUACCACAGCUACCGGUUACCGGCGGAACAAUCCCGGCCUGGAGCAGGCCAUAAUCGGCACCGAGCUGCUGCGGCUGGCGGGCGGCCCGAAUCGCGGAUGGUACCCGACCAGGAAGGCGAACCAGCCGCGGCCGGCCUCGAUCGAGCACCUGGAGCGGCUGAACAACGCCUACGACGCGCGGCUGCCGGGCGGCACCGGGGACCAGAGGAAGCCGCUCACCUUGCCCACGAACAUCACGCCCAACAAAUACUUCGGCCAAAGUAAGCACAGCUCCGCCUCCAGCACUCGCGAGGCGCUACGGAGGGUCACUAGCUUGCUCAUCAAGAAAGGAAGCGGCAACAAGGAUGGGAAGGGCAACAAGGACAACAGCUCACCCUCCGGUCCUUACGCUGAGAGAGAGAGAGAGAGAGAGAGAGAGAGAGAGAGAAAUAAAUCGAGAAUGGAGAAAUGCUUUUAUUUUCGUGCUACACAGAAAAAAAUCAAUAUCACAAUUCAAAACUCAUGUGAUGAAGUAAAUUUUUCUUUUAUUGAAAAUCAAACAUUAUUGCCUCUGAAUAAUAACACUUGUUUCCAUCAAAUAACAUUUUUUCCCCGUGUAGGACAUUUCCUCUAAGGACGUUGUAGCGGAGCUACAAUGACACCAGAGGUGUGAAAAAUGAAGACAGAAAUAAAACGUAAAGAUAAAAAUCAGAGAGAAAGAUCCUGAAACUCCUGUUGUUCGAACGGAAAGAAAAGAGACCCGUAGUUUGGCCACUGCGAGAACGGCAGAUGGCAAAACUCGCGAAGUCCGAAAGAGGCUCGUGCCCAGCGGAGACGUUUCGAGCGAGACGUUUCGACGCGCGAGAUCUUUAUUGAGAUCAUCGUCAGUUUCAGGCACGUCAUCGGGGGGCUACGCGCGCCCACGCCUUUCCAUCUCGCUCGGCACAAACAAAUGUCCUUCCUGUCGAUUAACGAAGAAGCGUCACCCUCCUCCUCUUUCUGUUCCGCCUCAAUUGACGCAGAAUAUCGAUUUGAAUCUCCCUCCCCCCCCCCCUCUCCUCGCGUUUCCCUUCCGAUAACUCACACACGGACGCACGUCCAUGCCGUGUAUUUUACAAUUUCCCGAUACAGAGAGAUCCCGAGGAAGGAAUCCUGGCGCUUCGGAGUGUGCGUUCGUGCGUGCAUGCGUGCGUGCGUUCGCAGCUCCGUCAGCUGACGGCUCCACGCGAGGAUGACUUUCCGAGUGGGUGAUGCGAGGAGGCCCCCCCACGGAGGUCCAUCGUGCUCCUCGGUCGGGUUUAAUGAACCCCGGGGUUCGAUGUCCCUCCGAAGGAAUCGACCACGGGUGAGAAUGAGGCCCCGGAAGAGCGCCGGCUGACGCGCCGCUUUAGAGACGCACGCGCGAUCACGACGAGAAUGACGAGGAGAAGGAGGAGGAGGAAGAGGAGGAGGAGGAGGACGAAAUGACGAUCACGACGACGAUGAUAAUUAGAACGAUGACGAAGACGUGGGAUACUCUCUCUCUCUCUCUUUUUCGGGACGCUGCGCGAGAGAUCCCUCGGACACACCCAAGAGCCCGCGUCUACAACGUCCUAUAUAGGUGCAACUAUCGGUAUUGAUCCGCACGCACGGCUCUCCUCCGCGCACAGGGCCAUCUUCCUUCCUUCCUUCCUUCCAUCCCUCGACCGUUCAUUGGCCCGCCGCACCAACACGUCGCUCUCGUCUCUCUAUCUCUCGUUUUCUCUCUGUCGGUCGUGUUUUCCUUCUCUCUCUUUCUCUCUCUUUCUCUCUCUUUUGGUUCUGCCUCACCCUUCGACGCAGCUCUCCGCGACUUCAAUCGCGGGUCAAUCACUGUCUCGACUUCCGGGAUAUUCAGCUGAAAAAGUCCGGCGAAUUUGUCCGGAUCGCGUCGUAUCGCGCGGAGCUUCAGCGUUGAACCGACCAGCUGACUUGCGAGAUGACGUCGUGCAGGACUCCCGAGAUAUCGAAUGUGAGUUUCGAGUCAGCGUGCAUCUGCGUGUGUUAAGUGCACCCUGGUCUCACCCUUCUACGCGACGUCGACGAAUCACAGGCGUGAUCGCGACGCAAAGCUAUCGAGGAUGAGGUGCGCAACGGUAUCGCGAAUAUCGUUGUUAUUCCUUCGAGGGGAUGCUGAAAGCAUGUUCUUUUGUAAACAUUCGUUCGUUUUCAGGAUCGGCGUUCAUCAAGAUCGCCUUGGAAAUUCGUCCUGCCUUAAACGGGAAUUUUUCUCCGAUUUUUGGGACUAAAAAUCUGAGACUUGAGCUUGCGUUGGGUGUGUGUGUGUGUGUGUUUUUUUCAUUUACGCAACGCUAGAGCGCGAGGAGCUUCCGUAAAUUGGAUGCAGAGAGGCGCUGCGGUUUUCCCGACGUGAAAAUCGAGAUUCCAUUGCGUUCGCGAAAUCAAUGUCGCGUCAUGUGCGUGCAAACGCACUGUUCGUUGAAGAAUUAACGUCCGCCCGGCAAUUAUGCAGACGCGGGCUCGAUUCCCGCGCGAAAUGCAAAGCACGAGCGUAGAAAGCGACCUCGUGCAGGGUGUCUGCUAAUUGCCGCCGCAGCUGGAAAAGUAUUGAUUCGUUGUCGAGUUGGAGCAGGUCGAUCGCGCGGGAGUAAUGUUCUGGCGAAAGCAGCGCGAGUUCCUACAGUUUCUUCUUCCAAUCUAUCGUGUAAUUUUACGGCAGACGCCUCGCCGGUGAUGAAAUUAUCUACGUCUCUCUCUUAAAUUUAAGAGAGAUCCGAGGAGGACGACGAGGAUUCGAGAGACGGGCAUGAAGCAAGGAAGGAUUCUUCGCUCGCACAUUUUAAAGGAAAUACAAGUCAUCAAUAUUUUCUCGAACGAAACUGAAUAUUUCUCCGAGGUGUUUCGUUGAGCAGAGAAAUUAAUCCGACAUCUCGCAAUAUCGGAGACGUUUAUUUAAUACAUCAAUUUAAAACGUACGUGGACAUUUCAUUCGCGAGUCUUUAUCAUGUUCGGCCUGCGAAGACAUCUUCGUCCCGUUCUAGACGUUCUAUUCGCCGUGUCGUAACAGUUCAACCGACACUAUCAGACGAGAUCCGAGGAAAAUAAUUUUCGCGUUAUUUCAGCUUAAUAUGUUGAGCGCCGUAUCACCCCCCGUAUCUGGGUGACACGUGAAUCUCUACAGAAAUCCCGACACCCAUUUGCGGGUGACGGGUUUUAUCUGCCUGAUGAAUGAUUUUAU